This is a messenger RNA of Clarias gariepinus (North African catfish), 4041 nucleotides long. RefSeq names its product zinc finger protein 585A-like. NCBI's taxonomy places the organism in Eukaryota, Metazoa, Chordata, Actinopteri, Siluriformes, Clariidae. The transcript is spliced from 10 exons. The record is from RefSeq and is a predicted model, not a curated record. Bases 195 to 3545 code for a protein of 1116 amino acids.
ACAAACAGAGGUAGAAAAAUGAAGGGGGAGCCGCACGCUGAGUACAGUCUAAAACCCACACCAGCAUAGAAAACGGAUGCGCAUGUCAUAAACACUAAGGAAAACAUUGGAGAAUAGUGUACUGUCAUUCCUCACUGCUUUGUGAGAAAUUUUCAGCAACUGGAAUGGGGUUAAAUUAACACACAGGAUUAAAAAUGCAGGCUUCAGAAGAAGGGAGUGUGUUGUUCCUGCGCUGUCUGCUGUCUCCUGUCCGGCUGCUCUCUGCAGCCAUGUGGCACCUGGUCCAGCAGGAAGCAGUAACACACUACGGCAUGCUGGAGGAGUUUGUCUCUCUCAUCACAGACACCGUCCCUGAUCUGCUGAGCUACAGACAGAAGACUCAGCUCACCAUGGGUCUCAGAGCAAGGCUUAUUCUGGAGUUAUGUAACACGGAGACUCUGGCUGAUACAGUUCAGGCCCAUUUACAGCGGAUCGAGACCCUUGUUGCACUUCACAAGGAACUGGAGUCAGAUGAUGCGCAUGUGGAAGAAUCUGGAGCGAACUUUGUGGCUCUAGUGCAAAUUUUAAUGAAGGACCCGGCUGAAAGAACUUUCUUUUUUAAGAAUGUAUAUCCCUUGCAGUAUGGAGUGAAGUUCAAUACAGCAUUACAGAAGCUGAUGUGGCUGUUCCUGUCUAGACUAGAAAAUGCAAUCCCACAGCCUACCAUAGAGGAGGCUGCUCAUAUGCUCAGUACUGCGCCUACCAUCAUAGAGGAAUGUGUUCAGUCUCUCUCACAACCUCAACGCAUGAGAAAUGCGCUUAAUUUACAAAGAGAACGUGAAAUAAAAAUAAAAGAAGCCACACAGUUAUCCUCCAAUGUUCCUGAUGAUUGCAUACUGUCCUGUCUCAGCAACUCUCGAUUGGUGCAAAUUCCUCUGGGCGAACAACCAACCCUGGGCACCCAGUCUGAGUCAGUGCUUGACUGUGUCCCAUCAUAUUGCCAAGAGGUCCAGGUAGAAUCAAUGGUUAUCACCCAAUACAUUGAAAACAACCUGGACAUGAGCAUAUCUCCGGAAAACACUGCUACACAAUUUGAUGCACAGGAGAGCAAAGAAUGUGAUCCAGUAGACGCAAAAAAAUCCACUGAUGAUGUGUAUAGAGAAAUCGAAUCUUUGGACUCUCUGCACACGAUGGACACCGAUUUAGAUGUAGAAAGAUCUGAAAAGCAAGAGCCUCUAAAAUCCAGUGUUGUGGACACACAAGAGGAGAAAUCACUAGUUCGUCAAAAAGAGCAGAGAACGGCAAAGAAGCAAAAGGAAGAAACAGAGUCGGCUGGCCUACACACGAUUAAACAGCCAUUUGUUAAACUAGACAGGCUUGAUCUUUCUGGUACACAAUUUUAUAGGACUUGUAACCCUAGAGCAAUAAAACUAGGCCGGCCAAAGAAGGAUCCUCAAAAUACAACAUCGUGCAGGAGGAACCAGGAAAAGAAAAAGCUUAUGGUUCCAUGUGCAUCAGUUAACAACCCUACAGGACUUGGCAUCUCCAGCAUUGUCCCAAAGACUAAAAAGACACAUGCAGAAAUGAAAGCGUCAUCUGGAGAAUAUGCCUGCUCUUUUUGCUCCUUCCAGGAUGCUGAGGAGAUCCAGCUGCAGAACCACCUCAUUGUUCAUCAUCCAAAAGAAUACAAUCUGCAUUCUGCACCUGAAGAAGCAAAGAACCCUCGGAAGGUCUUGAGCGCACCUCAUAAAUCAGAAAACCAGAAUAGCCCUACCGGUAAAGUUCGGUUCUACAGAGGAGUGCCAGUCUGUAAAACGUGCCCCACUUGUGGCAAGACGUUCACUCGAAGCUCUGACAUGCGAAGACAUCAGGUGUCUCAUACAGUGGACCGUCCAUUUGUGUGUCAGAAUUGCAAUAAGACUUUUAGGUACACUUUUGACUUGAGGAGACAUCAGCAGCGAGUGUGUGUGCAUCAAGAUUACGUGGUGGUGUACCAGAGGGAUGGCGAAGGCACGGAGGACGGAAGUGUAGAAAUCAAGGGGGACGAUUUAGGAACUGUGUGUCAGGAUCUCAAUUCCAGUGAGAAAGCAGAGUUUGAAAAUCAGCCUAGCUCCAUGAUGUCCAUAGAUAAGCUUGCUGUGAGUAAUGUAGCAGAUUCAAGCUUAAUCCCCGUCAACUCGCACACAAGACGGCAUUUGAGAUCCCCCUCAGCUAACCAUCCUCAUAAGUGCUCUCAGUGCAGCGAAGGCUUCAAGUACUUGUACAAUCUCAAAAAACACGAGGAUAUUUGUGAAUUGAAAAUUCAGUGCACAGAUUCAACACAGUGUCCUUCCAAGAGACUCCUGUCUAACACAUCUGAAGCAUUCACAAGUGUCGCUUCAGAUCGUACACUUCAAGAAGACAUAUGUUUGGAUGAAGAACAACAACAGGAGAAUGCUGCUGAAUCCACAAAAACUGAUACACCUCUCAUCUGCAGUCAAUGUGAGAAGAACUGUAAAGACACUUGCACAAUAGCAAAGCACAAGAAAAUGUGUGCCAGAAGUGAGCGAUUCUUUAAGUGUAUGAAAUGUGAUGCCUUGUUCAAGUCCCUGCUUGAUAUCCAGGAGCAUGUACACAUACACUGGGGUGAGGACCCGCUGCAAUGUUCCCGCUGCGGGAAGUACUGCCUGAAUCAGAGUGAACUAGCGAGGCACAAGUUGGCGCAUGAGAAGGAGAGCAAGCUUCCGUGCACUUUAUGUUCCAAGACUCUUGAGCGGCUUGACUUGCUAAGGGAGCACUACCUCAGCGUCCAUGCUUUCAAAGGACCUUACCAGUGUUCUAAAUGUGAUAAAACGCACUCGGACCUCAAGGUUAUAGUCAAACACAUGAAGACGCAUAGCGAGGUACGACCUUACCAUUGUUCUCAUUGCUCAAAGAGCUUCAAACAACGCAGCGCACUCAACGUCCAUAUGAAAAUCCACUCCGGGGACAAGCCUUUCCUCUGUGAGGAAUGUGGGAAGUGCUUCAGCAGCAACAACAGUCUCCAACGGCACUCUGUGUCCCACAGAACGGAAAGACCAUACACUUGCCCCCAGUGCAAGUAUCGCUGUAAAACGCGUUACGCUCUCCAUAGCCAUUUGCUGAAGCACACAAGCGGAGCGAGCGUUCCCUGCGAGUUCUGCGGGAAGAUGUUCUUCCAAGCGUCUGCGCUGCACAGACACCACCGGACCCACACUGGAGAGAGGCCGUACAACUGCCCUAAAUGCGGCAAGACGUUCCUGACCAAGGGCGAGGUUGCGAAACACAUGCGCUAUCAUACGGGAGAGCGGCCCUUUCGCUGUCCAUUCUGCCCUAAGACCUUCACACAGACAUGUUACCGGAGUGUCCACAUGAGAAUACACACAGGAGAGCGGCCUUACACAUGCAGCAUUUGUAAAAGAGCCUUUGUUAGCAAUACACACUUAAAAAGGCACAUGCUCGUGCAUACGCAGGAAAGGCCAUUCAAGUGUGACUGUGGAAAAGCUUUUAAUCAGGCACAUUCUUUAACGGUGCAUCAGAGAAGUCAAUGUCUCUUACAAAAGAAAUAGCUUUCAUUAAGCAUCACAUUCAUUCUUCCAAGAUCUUUAAAGACAUAUCUUAUAGUCAUAUACUAUGCAUCUCAGAUGGCUGCCUCAUAUACUGUAAUUUAUGUCUCACUCGAAAUUGAAUUUUGAAGUCUGAGGUGUAGUCCAUGAGUUUAUUUUCCACGGUUGGGGCAGGACGUGCAUCUUGCCUCUCCCGCUAAAUUUAUAGCAAAACGGCUCACAUUUGUUUUGCAAAAAUAUGAGCUGGUUUAAAUCUACUAUAAGGAGUACUGUAUAUUGUAAAGCUGCAUACAGUAUAUGGUAUUGAUAUGUAAAACUUGAAAUAAAGUAUUAAUAGCAUAUACUGUGUAUAUAUGUAUAAAAUGCUUGAAUCAUGCAACACAAAAGAUUAAUCCUGUUACAAUUACGGUUGACUCUACACACUUCCUGAACUGUACAAUAAAUAUAUUGAUGAUUUCCAUGUUGUUUGAAAUGAUAAAUAAAACCUAUAUUUGCUCUA